Lutzomyia longipalpis is the source of this 672-nucleotide messenger RNA. RefSeq names its product mitochondrial transcription rescue factor 1. The record is from RefSeq and is a predicted model, not a curated record. Gene Ontology annotation, molecular function: RNA binding. NCBI's taxonomy places the organism in Eukaryota, Metazoa, Arthropoda, Insecta, Diptera, Psychodidae. Bases 29 to 625 code for a protein of 198 amino acids. The transcript has 3 exons.
AGAGGGAUGAGGAAAAACAUAGAAAAAAAUGUUGCUACGCCAAACACAAAAAUUAUUACAUCUCACAAAUCACCUGAAAAAAGUGAGUUUUCUCCAGAGAAAUGUGAUCAGUUUGUGCCACAGAUCUCUUCCGAAGGUGCCUAUUCAGAUUCCACAAAAUACCUCAAUUGGCAUCCUUCCAGUUCGGUGGAAAUACACGGGAAAAGGAAAAGAAUUCAGCACACAAGAUGAGGACUCUGACAGUGAUGCUGAUGAUCUCGCGGAACUCAAGGAGAAGGGCACCAACCUAAUUAAAUGCUCAGUGACCUCAAUGAGAGCGGAUUUACUCAUAAAAAAUGGCUUAGGAUUAGCUAGAAACAAAGUCGAAUUAAAGUUCUACGAAGGAAAAAUUCGUGUAAAUGGCAAAAAGAUCCCGAAGAAAAGUUUCCACGUGAAUGUUGGGGAUGAGAUUGAUUUGAUCAAAAACGUAAGUCCAACAAAUCCUGAUCAUCUAGUUAUUGGCAGAAUAGAAAUUGUUGGUGUAACACCAAAGGAAGAAACCAUUUCGGUCCUCCUGAGGCGCUACAAGACGCUAAUAGUGGAGAAUUAUGAAGAGAGAAAUGCCUACAAAGAAUCCGAAGCAUAACAAAGUUUUCUUAAUAAGCUAAAUAGAUGGGAAAAUUUAUUUAGAAA